This is a messenger RNA of Antrostomus carolinensis (chuck-will's-widow), 1572 nucleotides long. RefSeq names its product LEM domain nuclear envelope protein 2 (gene LEMD2). Gene Ontology annotation, molecular function: chromatin DNA binding. The annotation marks the transcript as partial. Gene Ontology annotation, biological process: negative regulation of BMP signaling pathway; nuclear envelope organization. Lineage: Eukaryota; Metazoa; Chordata; Aves; Caprimulgiformes; Caprimulgidae. The transcript has 9 exons. The record is from RefSeq and is a predicted model, not a curated record.
GAGGAUUUGGCUUCCAGUAUUCGGAAGGAGACAGACAGGGACCUGAACCCCAGCAGUCGGGGAGGGGAGUUGAUCCGGAGGUUCCCGUGGAGGGCUGCAGGUGAUGCAGGGCUGACCUCGGGGAGCCGGUGGGAUGCGUCGGGAGCAGGACAGGGAAUAACCUCCCGCACUCACUUGUUGCGGUCAGCCCCAAAGCAGAAGAUGGAAGGAAAGGGCAGAGGCCUCGAAUACUACCUCUCCCAGUUCCUUUGCCUCGCCAGCUUUGUGCUACUGAUGAUUUUUCUGGGCAUCCUCGCGGUGAAGAUGAUUGGGUCAGGCUGGCUUGACAGGAGAGAGGAGAACUUUAAUCUCUUGCCUGUGGAUUGUGACAAAAGAUCGGAUGAUUUCUGUCAAGCUAAACAGAAGGAAAUCAUAGCGAACAUCCUGCACGAGUUGUAUAACUACCUGUCCAUACAGGCUGGUAAUUUUGAAUGUGGAAACCCUGAGAAUCUAAAAAGCAAAUGCAUUUGGGUUAGUGAAGUGAAGGAUCACGUGGUGAAUAUAACUGGUAGUUCCCCACAGAAGUUCGAAGCUGCCCUGCACUGGAUACUAAACAGUAACAAGGAUUUAGGAAUAUGGUUAAAAGGCAGAGACCUUUCGGAACCAGUUACCAAAGUGGAGGAAGUGUUCUGUCUCGAAUCGGCCCAUCCUCAGAUGGGGCUUGGCUGCCGUUUCCUUCGGGCCCUGGUCACUGCCGUUGUGAACCUUUUCCUGUUUUUCUGGAGUCUGGUAACUCUUUGGGGGAUCCUGAUCUUCCUUAGAUAUCGCUGGCGGAAGAUGGAGGAAGAAGAACAAGCCAUGUAUGAAAUGGUGAAGAAGAUCAUAGCUGUUGUCCAGGACCACUAUAAGGAGUGGGAACGGAAUUUGGAGCGUUACCCCUACGUUGGCAUUUUCCAUGUUCGGGACAGUCUCAUCCCUCCUCAGAGCAGAAAAAAAAUGAAACGAGUUUGGGAGAGAGCUGUGGACUUUCUGGCUUCAAAUGAGUCACGGAUUCAGACAGAGUCACACAGAGUAGCAGGAGAGGAUAUGCUAGUGUGGAGAUGGACUCAGCCUUCUUAUGUCUCGGAUUCGGAGCACUGAAGAGGAGCAGAAGUUGAGCAACUGUUGAUGUGGACCUGUGCAAGGGGACAGUCCCUUCUCUGGUGGUGGGAAAGAGCAGGUCACAGUCCUAAUCUCCUAGGGUUGGGGAUUGCACGUAUCUGUUUGCUCUUCUUUCUGAAAAUCUUCACUCUCAAAAAUUCAGGGCAAUAAUGUUGGCUUGGAAAGAAGAUGGGUUUGAGCUGAUGGGAAGCUAGAAUUGCACCAAAGUUAACCUUCCAGCAGAUAUCUGGCUUCCAUAGGCAAGAAAACCUGGAACAACUUUUUUAAAAGGAAAAAAAAAAAUGCAUACCUAAUAUGGAGGGACUUAGGAUCUCUCUGACAAAGGUUAGGUAUUUCAAAUUUGACCUCAGUUCUGCAAAAGCCAACUGGUGGCAACGUCCAUCAGGGAAUGUGUUUAAAGAAAAAUUACCAUUUCCCAUGGAAACAUUAGGG